AUGAGGGAAGGCGUGUGGGGCUCGCUUGAGCGUCAGACGUCGUUCGGCGUUACGGUUCGCGUCCACGCGGCGACAAUCGCGACAGCGCGACGUGUUCUCGACACCGCUAUCGCCUCGUUCGAAUUACUAGCAGAUAUCAUGGAAAUUCCUCUACCGUUAAAUAAGGUCGACUUCAUUAUGGUGCCGCAUUACGACGGUGGCAUGGAGAACUGGGGCCAUGUUCUCCUAUCUGAGAACCUGGCUGCAUCUGGUGAUGACGCUCAUCUCUCCUAUAUCAUCGCCCACGAACUCGCCCACCACUGGAUUGGUGAUAAGGCAACGGUGAACAGUUGGCGAUGGAUUUGCCUGCAGGUAUGA
Molecule: messenger RNA, 357 nt
Organism: Cooperia oncophora
Lineage: Eukaryota; Metazoa; Nematoda; Chromadorea; Rhabditida; Trichostrongylidae
Source: the annotation of a GenBank genome assembly